CGACCAGUGGUACAUAUUUAAGCUGACUUCUGAGGUGUUCGGACGAGCCGCAUCCGAUAGUCGUCAAAAAAAGCUCCAUACCUUCCAACAUCCUCAGCAAAAACGUGAGCCCACUCUUCACCAAUUAAACUUGGACUAGUUCGUAUCGUUACGAUUUUUUCCAAGUACCCCACAGGGAGCAAUGGCGACUUUAGCAGGACCUAGUUUUGCCGCUUAUUCAUAUGGCGGAGCUGGUGGAAACCAAACGGUGGUGGACAAGGUACCAGCAGAUAUGCUCCACAUGAUCGAUCCUCACUGGUACCAAUUUCCCCCGAUGAACCCCUUAUGGCACGGAAUUCUUGGUUUCGUGAUCGGCUGUCUCGGUUUCGUCUCAAUAGUGGGCAAUGGAAUGGUCAUCUACAUCUUCUCCUCGACGAAAUCACUGAGAACACCUAGCAAUCUCCUUGUAGUGAACCUGGCAUUCUCCGACUUUGCCAUGAUGACCUGCAUGGCACCACCAAUGGUGAUCAAUUGCUAUUAUGAGACGUGGGUAUUUGGACCACUCAUGUGCGAGCUCUACGCCUGUGCUGGUUCUCUCUUCGGAUGUGGCUCCAUUUGGUCAAUGACUAUGAUAGCAUUCGACAGAUACAACGUAAUUGUUAAGGGACUCGCCGGAAAGCCAAUGACCAUCAAUGGAGCACUCCUCCGAAUCCUCGGAAUCUGGGUAUUCUCCCUUGCAUGGACCGUGGCGCCUUUCUUCGGAUGGAACAGAUACGUCCCAGAGGGCAACAUGACAGCCUGUGGCACUGACUAUCUCAACAAGGAGUGGUUAUCUCGCUCUUACAUCCUGGUCUACAGCAUCUUCGUGUACUACACUCCACUCUUCCUCAUCAUCUACUCGUACUACUUCAUCAUCCAGGCUGUCUCAGCCCACGAGAAGAACAUGCGAGAGCAGGCCAAGAAGAUGAACGUUGCAUCUCUGAGAUCAGCUGAGAACCAGGCACAAAGUGCUGAGUGCAAAUUGGCCAAAGUCGCCCUGAUGACCAUCUCUCUGUGGUUCAUGGCCUGGACCCCAUACCUCGUCAUCAACUAUGCUGGUGUCUUCGAGAGUGCUAAAAUCAGCCCUCUCUUCACCAUCUGGGGCUCAGUCUUCGCCAAGGCCAAUGCUGUCUACAAUCCAAUUGUCUAUGGCAUCAGCCACCCUAAGUACCGUGCAGCUCUCUUCCAGCGAUUCCCAUCGUUGGCGUGUGGUAGUAACGAAGGAUCAGGAAGUGACACAACAUCAACAACAACAACUGUCACCGAAGGCGAAAAAGCAUCCGCAUAAUUCGUCAGAUCCGUCGUCACACGAGAUAACUCAACUCAAUCUCGAAUUUGCAAAUUCAAUUGGACAUGCAAAUAAUUAAAUUGCUCACUCACACGCUGAAGACUCAUAUUGACUCUUGAAACGAGUUCUGGUGUCUUCAUUGUCAUCAAAAAAUUCAAAUUAUCACGAACAUCGAUUACCAUUUUCUGGAAUAUUGAAAUGAAUAUUGAAAUAUCAAAUUGUUGACAAUGGAGUUCACUGUGAACGCUAGAACUCAAUCAAUUCGAACACGAUAUUCUAGUUGAUAAAAACUCCUCGCCGAAUUUAUUAUCGAGUUUGAGAGUCAUCUUGCACCACAAUUUGAAUCUGGCAUUACACGAUAUAUAGACCGGUAAUGGGUUUUUUCUUCUAUUUAUAUUGUGAAAAUGCGUGUGGCAAAUCCAUGGGAUUAUCUGGCAGUAUCGUUGUAUCUGUCUCGAAUUUUGUAUUAUUAAAUCAACCCUUGAAGCAAAAA
This is a messenger RNA of Fopius arisanus, 1799 nucleotides long. It is a transcript of the gene Lop1, whose product is annotated as rhodopsin. Gene Ontology annotation, cellular component: plasma membrane. Bases 182 to 1306 code for a protein of 374 amino acids. Gene Ontology annotation, biological process: phototransduction; visual perception; G protein-coupled receptor signaling pathway. The record is from RefSeq and is a predicted model, not a curated record. The transcript is spliced from 5 exons. Lineage: Eukaryota; Metazoa; Arthropoda; Insecta; Hymenoptera; Braconidae. Gene Ontology annotation, molecular function: G protein-coupled photoreceptor activity.